GUUCCAUUCCUAGGGGAUAGAGGGCUGAGUUUUGUUCGCUUCCAUCCAUUCUGCAAGACGCUAAAGGCCCCUCAUCAACCUCUCCUGUGUCCAGGAACACCUCCGUGGUAAUCACUUUCUCGUUUAUUUGUCUUUUGGAGCAGGAGAUCCUUGCCAGAAGUGGUCGAUUCAGCAGUGUCCUGAAGCUUUUUUGAUGCUGUUUUGCUAGGAUGACACCACAUUGAGAGCCUCUACAAACAACUACAAAAAAUAUUUAUUUAUCCUCUUUCCCUGAAUUAAAAAAAAAACAAAAAACCCAUCAGAUUUCCGGCUAGUGGUACUUUUUUUUAUAACAACUGGAAGGCAGUCCAAGUAGCUACAAGAAGUAAAUUGUUUAUGUUGUGCCAAUCCAGGACAGAUUGAAGAAGGAAGCAAGACUUGAACUGGGCUUUUCUCCUACUGAUCCCAGGGAGUAAAGUCAUUGAUUCCCAUCGCCAAGGAGACAAAACAAUAUAAUAAUAAAAAAAUAUUGACAUUUUUUUUUUCUUUUUAUCCUUUUUUUUUUUUUUUUUUUAAUUGAACCCCUUUUUGGCAGGAGCUGGUGUAGCCCAAAAAAAAUUGUUUUAAUGUUUGGGAUUCAGGAAAAUAUACCAAGAGGUGGGACGACCAUGAAAGAAGAACCGCUGGGAGGUGGGAUGAAUCCAGUCCGAUCAUGGAUGCAUACUGCUGGGGUUGUGGAUGCUAAUACAGCCGCCCAAAGUGGUGUGGGCUUGGCUCGGGCACAUUUCGAGAAGCAGCCUCCAUCCAACCUCAGGAAAUCCAAUUUUUUCCACUUCGUCCUAGCUCUGUACGACAGACAGGGACAACCGGUGGAGAUUGAGAGGACAGCUUUUGUGGACUUUGUGGAAAAGGAUAAAGAGCCAAAUAGCGAGAAAACUAACAAUGGAAUUCACUAUAAACUGCAAUUAUUGUACAGUAAUGGAGUUAGAACAGAACAAGAUUUGUAUGUCAGAUUAAUAGAUUCCAUGACCAAACAGGCGAUUAUCUAUGAAGGGCAAGACAAAAACCCAGAAAUGUGCAGAGUCCUCUUGACACAUGAAAUUAUGUGCAGUCGGUGUUGUGACAAAAAAAGCUGUGGAAACAGAAACGAAACACCCUCAGACCCUGUUAUCAUUGACAGAUUUUUCUUAAAGUUUUUCCUCAAGUGUAAUCAGAACUGUCUGAAGAAUGCCGGAAACCCAAGGGAUAUGCGAAGAUUCCAGGUUGUUGUUUCAACAACAGUCAAUGUGGACGGCCAUGUCCUGGCUGUCUCCGACAACAUGUUUGUACACAACAAUUCUAAACACGGGAGGCGAGCUCGCCGCCUUGACCCCUCAGAAGGUACGGCUUCAUCUUAUCUGGAAAAUGCUACUCCCUGCAUAAAGGCGAUCAGCCCAAGUGAAGGUUGGACAACUGGUGGAGCGACAGUGAUCAUUAUUGGAGAUAAUUUCUUUGAUGGUUUACAAGUGGUAUUCGGAACCAUGUUGGUGUGGAGCGAGCUGAUAACGCCACAUGCUAUCAGAGUUCAGACCCCACCAAGGCACAUUCCAGGAGUCGUUGAAGUAACCCUUUCCUAUAAAUCCAAACAGUUUUGUAAAGGUGCUCCUGGCAGAUUUGUCUACACAGCCCUGAAUGAACCAACCAUAGAUUAUGGAUUUCAGAGGUUGCAAAAAGUAAUUCCAAGGCAUCCAGGGGAUCCAGAAAGGUUACCAAAGGAAGUAUUAUUGAAGAGAGCAGCUGAUCUUGUUGAAGCCUUAUAUGGAAUGCCACACAAUAAUCAGGAAAUAAUCCUGAAACGAGCAGCUGACAUUGCUGAAGCAUUAUACAGUGUCCCACGCAAUCACAACCAGAUUCCUUCUCUUGCCAACACUCCAUCUCAUAGCGGUAUGAUGGGAGUAAAUUCUUUCAGCAGCCAACUCGCAGUUAAUGUUUCUGAGACAUCCCAAACAAAUGACCAAGUAGGCUACAGUCGCAACACAAGCAGCGUAUCACCACGAGGAUAUGUUCCCAGCAGUACUCCACAGCAGUCCAAUUACAACACAGUCAGCAAUAGCAUGAAUGGCUACGGAAAUGCAGGCAUGCCCAAUUUAGGUGUUCCUGGCUCACCUGGGUUUCUUAACGGCUCUUCAGCUAACUCUCCUUAUGGCAUAGUGCCGUCAAGCCCUACAAUGGCAGCCUCUUCGGUCACCCUCCCUUCAAACUGUAGCAGUACACACGGCAUUUUCUCAUUUUCACCUGCCAAUGUCAUCUCUGCAGUAAAACAAAAGAGCGCCUUUGCUCCAGUUGUCAGGCCCCAAGCAUCUCCUCCACCAUCUUGCACCAGCGCAAAUGGAAAUGGACUUCAAGAAUCUGGAGAGGAAGAUGGUUGGGGAGGGUAUACUGCAUGCAUGGGAGGUAGCAUCUCUUUCCUUUUUCCAUUGGGAGUUUGCUUUGAAAAUGGCACAAAACACCCAAGACUUCAUGAUUCAAAAUCUAUGUCCGGUCUAGUAGUACCACCAAUGUAAGUCACUUUUGUCUACUUGCUUGUAGCAUCAAGCUUCAGAAGAAAGCUUCAGGGGACACAUUUAGUGUAUUAAGAAACACUGAAGGAAAACCGUAUCUUCAGAACAAAAAUCGUCAAGAAGCAAAAUGCUACAGAUACUUUGUUUAAAGAUUUUAUUUGAACUAUUAGAAAUCAACAUGCAAACAAGCGACUUCUUCAUGAACAAUUCCAUUUUAUCGACUGAACUUUUGUCAUAUUUUCACGUUUCUCAAUCCUGAAGAACAUGGAAAAGCAACGACUAUUUUGUAUAAAGUUUCUGAUUACGUCUUGGCUAUGUCUAGUACUUGCUAUGUGUUGGGAGAAACUUUGUGGAUGCACCAUUUUGUUUAUCAUGAAACACUGAUGAAAAAUGCCUCAGAACAUUUUUCUGUACUCAUAAUUAGACUCACAAUGGUUAUGUAUCUCUAUAAUGUGAAAUAUUUUUUUGUGGUGAAAAAGGGGGCCAAGGAGGUAUGAGCCAUUAAACUGGAAAAAUAAAAGAUAUAUGAAUCAUUUAAAUUGGGGGGGACUUGGGUGGGAAAAUGGGUUUAUCAUUGCUUAACUUCAUCUUAAUGAAAUGAAACUUUGUAACUUAUUGUAGUUAGAAAUUGUAACUUUGAUAUUGAAUUCUAUUGCCUUCAACAAGCACACUGACAGAAAAAAAUGCUACUGUCUGUUGGUCAAAAAUAUACUUCCACUGCUAGAGCUUCCUGUUAAGCAAGUGUGAUCUGCAACAUUUUUUCAACUUAUUGCUAGCACUGUAUACUAUUGCAUUCUUAGGCUACUGUGAAGUCUAUGUUUCUUGUACCAGAAAUUUGUCUUUUUGACUUCUAGUUCCUUCUUCCCUAAUGUGUUUUGUAUGUGGUUAUAAAAUUGUAGACUUUUGUGAUUUUGCCAAAGUUGUAGCUAAAUAUUUAUACACUUGUCUUGAUUUUUUUUUCAGAUCACUUAAAUAUUUGAAAAGCAAAUUUUAUUCCUUAUGCAAUCCAAUGAGGGAUAAAAUGAUCUUAUCAACUGAGACACUUUCGUUCACACAUAAACACUUGCAGUCACUAUGGGAAUUUAUUUUGUAACAUAUCAAUUAUAAAUAUUGUAUUUAUCUUCGAAAAUUUUGUAUAUUGCUUUCAAUCAUUUUUUGUUCUUGUAUGUAUUGUUAUUGUUACGGGCUGGUGUUUAUGUGCUGAAAAAUAGCACUAAGCCAAGAGCGAUUGCCUUCAUACUGUAUUUUUUUUUAUUGAAUUAUUGUGUCCAUACAUUUCAUUUGUACUUCAGAAAUGUACUAUUGUUUAGACUUUCCGUCCUUUUUUAUUUUAAGGAAAGGUCAAAUUCAUUGUUUAUUUUUAUAUUAUUUUUAAGUUAUCUGAACAAAUUAUUUUGAAUAAAAUUUGUUUGUUGUAUAGUCAAAACAAAACUGUGCCACAUGGCUGUAAUUAAUAUUAGUAGCAAAUGUGCAUGUGAUACAGCCACAAAGACAAUCCAUAUUUGUGGUUGUGUAUAUAUUUUUUAUUUUUUUAUUUUAUUUUUUUUUUAUUUUUUUUUCGAAUGUAAAAAUAAUUUUAGCUGCCACUCAUGACUUGCCACAUAGUUAAACUGUGUUUACUGGAGAAAUUUAGAGGCCUACAUUUUAAAUAUAAAAAUCCACCUAAAAUAUUUUGAUUAAUGAGUUGCCAGAUUAAUUUCUCUGAUGCCUUAAAAUUAAUUUUAUUUUUUAGUAAAUUUUAGUGCAAGCUUACACCUCAAAAGUUUAAUCAUAGCUUAAUUUAGAUAAUUUAUGGUGUAAAAAUACAAUAAAAAACAAACAAAAAAUAAGCACAAACCUGGCAUACAAUUGUCAAUUCUUUUCUGCAUCUGUCUUCUGCUGCACUCUGCAUUCUUCUAGCCUCUGCACUGUUAGUACGUAUCAUAUAAUAUCAUCAUUAUCCACAAUUUUUAUAUAUUUUUUAAUAGAAUUUUUGUAGCAAGAUCCAGUAGCAAAGACUGUACUUUUUAAAUUAGGGUGACCUCCUUGGUAAAUAAUUGAUAGUGCCAAAUACAUAGUUUGUAAAGGUGACAGAAUGGUUAUUUUUUUUCUUUGCACUAAAUGCAUUGCUGUAGUAGCAGUGUAGAUCACUUUGCAAACUGCAGCAGAAUUAACUCUCUAAACAUAAAGGGAGAGACAGAAUUUUUUUAAUUUUUUUUUUUCUUUCUAGGCAAAAUGCACAUUUUAGAAAGGUUUUUAAAAUAGUGAAUGCUAUAGUAUAACACAAAAAAUAAAUAAAUGCAUUGCACAUUUAUUUUAUGCUAGCCAAUAUGGCUAAGCUAAAUGAGAAAAACUGAACAGACACUUUUGAAACAUGAAAUGCCUCAUUUUUAUUUUGUAUAGGAAAGGUUCAAAUUCUAAAAAAAAAAAAAGAGAUGAUGUGUACAUGUUUAAAACAUUUGCAAGUUACUUCAUAAAUGCAAUCUGUUUGUGUUUUAGAUUAGUCCGUCAAUGCACUUCUUGUUUCAUUGUCUCCAGACUGAAAGCUUCACUAAAUGGUAGUUUUUACUGUUUAAAACCAUACAAUAAGAUUGUUUUAUCUGUACAUUUUUUUCCAGAUAUUUAACUGUAUAAAAUGUUCAUUUUACACAAUAUUUAAUUAAAGUAUUUCUUGUCUGUGAAUUUCACUUUUAGUAAUUUUAUCUGAACUUUUAUUAUUAAAAUUCUUGCAAAAUGCUAAGCAGAAUAUUAACUUUGGGUUUCAUUUAUGGGAACUGAAAUAUUGCAAGUUCGUCAAAAAGUUGUUUCACACAAUCAAGUAUUUCCUGAAGGAAAUGUAAGAUGUAAAUGAAAAUAUUUAUUACAUUAUUAAAUGACAUGUCAUA
Messenger RNA from Bombina bombina (fire-bellied toad), 5383 nucleotides. RefSeq names its product EBF transcription factor 3 (gene EBF3). The transcript has 17 exons. Gene Ontology annotation, molecular function: DNA-binding transcription factor activity, RNA polymerase II-specific; RNA polymerase II cis-regulatory region sequence-specific DNA binding. The record is from RefSeq and is a predicted model, not a curated record. Gene Ontology annotation, biological process: regulation of transcription by RNA polymerase II. NCBI's taxonomy places the organism in Eukaryota, Metazoa, Chordata, Amphibia, Anura, Bombinatoridae. Bases 606 to 2522 code for a protein of 638 amino acids.